Molecule: messenger RNA, 1646 nt
Organism: Oppia nitens
Lineage: Eukaryota; Metazoa; Arthropoda; Arachnida; Sarcoptiformes; Oppiidae
Product: CDK5 regulatory subunit-associated protein 3-like
Exons: 11
Coding region: 99-1646 (515 amino acids)
Biological process (GO): regulation of cyclin-dependent protein serine/threonine kinase activity; regulation of mitotic cell cycle
Cellular component (GO): endomembrane system
Source: RefSeq, a predicted model, not a curated record
UAAAGCAUGAAAUGCGUGGCAUUUAAUCAAUUGAAGUGACUUUUAAUACAAUAUUUAAUUAAAUAAAUCAUUUGUUUUAUCAAUAAUUAUAGUCACAAAUGAGUGAAAGUAAUCUUCCCAUUGAUAUUCACACCAAUAAACUGUUGGAUUGGUUAAUAAGUCGAAGACAUUGUCCUAAGGAAUGGCAGCAGUCGUUGACAGAAAUCCGUAAUAAAAUCAAGUCUGCAAUUGAAGACAUGCCACCCAAUGAUAAUAUUACACAAUUGUUGUCUAAUAACUACAUCGAGUAUUCAGUUUGUCAGAAGAUAACGGAAGUGUUGAAAGUGACUGAAAAAGAGUCAAAAAAUGUUUUCGGAUAUUAUUCAUCUCAACGGAUGAAAGACUGGUUGGAAAUCACAAAACUCUAUGAAAAGGAUAGCAUUUAUUUAGCCGAUUGGGCUCAGAGUUUGAUCCGCAAUGUUAACUAUGAAGUGCCAUCACUUAAGAAACAAUUGGCUAAAUGUCAGCAAACUAUUGAAGAAUGUGAAAAAGGAGUUGAAGAUUGUCUUAAACAGUCUAAUGCUUACAAAAAUGAGUACACUUUGUCUGCAAAUAAUUUAGGAAUUACUGGACAAAAUAUAAAAGAAGAGUUAACGGCUCAACUCAAUGAUUUGCCCACAAAAUUGGAUAAAAUAUAUAAAGAAAUCCCAGAAUUAUCUCUCGUUAAAGAUUAUUAUCAGACAUUCUUAUCGUUUACUCUCAAAAAAGACAAAAUGGAUUGUUUAAAAGUAUUGUGUUAUUUGCUUGAGAGGGGAAAUACCACUUAUUUUGAAUAUCGUACGGGUAUUGUCCCCGAAGUUAUUGAAGAAUUUAAAUCUACACUUUGUUUUAGUGAUGAUAACGGUGUUAACUCAGAUGCAGGCAAUGAUAAUAUUGAUUUUGGCGAUGGCAUUGAUUUUGGUGACGACACGGCUAGCACUGAGACUCCUUCCACUGGAAACGGAGAUUUCGUUCAUAUUGAAAGGGAUGACUUAUCUUCUGAACAAAUAGAUUUUGGCAGUGAUGGUGAUGGCAUUAAUUGGGAUAUAACGAGUGGACCCAAUGAUGAAAUAAAGUCAUCUGACGAUAACAUUGGAAAUGUUGCCAAAGGAGAGGACGCACAAAGUGUUCUCAUGAAUACAAAUUCAAGAAAUGAUUUCAUUAAUGAAUUAAUUGAAAUCGAGGGUUUUCUUGAUCAGAGACUAUUUGAGUUGCGAUCCGAUGAAGAUAUAGUGUCUUCCAAUCAGUUUCAAAACGCUCCGCCAUUGUUACAGUUGACAACUCCUGAUGGCGUCUCAGCAAUGCUUGAAGCAGUCAAAAGACUUUUAGCAAAACUAAUGACACCCAAAAUGAAAGUUCUUUAUUAUAUGAAAGAUAGCACUAAAUACAUUGAAAAUGUAUCACAAAAGCUGAAACAUAUCGAGACUUUAUCCGAAAGAGCUGCUAAUCGGUCGAAACUUUUUGAAAGCAAACGAUUGACAGCUAUUGAAAAUAUGAGACAAAUUGAACCUAAAAUUCCACUUCUUAUUAAUCAAACUCGAGAUUUGCAACGAAAGAUUGAAAGCGAUAUUUCUAAACGUUAUAAAAACAGAUUUGUUAACAUUAUGGGAGGCAUACAAGUUUUAUAG